AUGAAAUUGAUUCGGUCUAUCAUUAGCAGCGCUGCUGCAGCUGCGUGUGCCAGAGCUGUUUCUGCAGCUGCCCAACAUCGGCUUCGUGAGCCUUCCCGCGUAACAGCCGAUUUCAUUUUCCAAAAUGGAUCGAUCUACACCCUGGACCCGUCAUCGACGAAAGCCAGCGCUAUAGCCAUCAAGAACGGCACUAUCGUUCACGUUGGCAGUGAUGCUGAUGUCAAGCGCUUCAUUGGGAGCGAAACCAACAUCAUCAACCUCGAGGGCCGCAUGGCCAUGCCGGGGCUCAUCGAUGUACACAUGCAUGUGCUGCAGGCUGGUCAGAAUUUACUCAAAUGUGACUUCAACUACCAACGCCUUCGCCGUCAACAGGUGCUGGACCAUCUGCAGGUCUGCAUUGACACUGAAGAAACCGCCGAAGAUGCUUGGCUCGAUGCUGUCAACUUGAACUACGUCUCCCUAGCCAUGGACGGCGAAACUCUUUCCAAGGCGGACCUCGACACUCUCAACACGACACGGCCUAUGUCCCUGCGGUCAAACGAUUACCACACGUUUGUGCUCAAUUCACGAGCAUUGCAGAUCUCAAACAUCACCGCAUCGACAGUCAACCCUCCAGGCGGUGUCAUUGAGCGCCUAGGCGGAACACAGGAACCGUCUGGUAUUCUAUUAGAUGGUGCUAAUAUACUCAUAGCCGGUCCUCCCGCCUUCACUGAUGAAGAGAAUGCCGAGGCCGGGCGAGCCGCCCAGCAAAUCCUCCGUCAGAACGGUAUUACGACUUGGCAAGACGCCCUGGCCACAGACGAGCACUGGGGUCCUUGGAACCUGCUAAGGCAGAAUUCCGAACUCAGCUCCCGUGGUUACUUUGACUAUCGCAUUCAGCCCCCUGCUACCUUGGCAGCUGUUGAUGUCGUCGUCGCCGAAACCAUCUCUCUACUUCGCUCUCGAAACGACAACUCGACUAUUGCAGCGCAGCCGACUCUCAAAUGGCAGGCGAUAAAGGCUUUGUUGGACGGUAUUAUGCCAUUCACAGCCCGGACUGCGGCCAACACCGACCCCUUCUGGCUUCCUAUGGGCAAUCGAACAAACAACACCCAGGAGUGGGCCCCUGACCCAAGUGCAAUUGCGCCAUUGUAUUGGGAUCCCGAGAUCUUGACCAAGACUCUUGAGGGACUCUGGUUGGGCGGUGUUGAUGCCCAUUUACAUGUUGAUGGUGAUCGUGCCGUUCAUGUCAGUUUAGACGCUGCGGAUGCCUAUCACCGUGCGCAUCCUGACGCGCCUCCCCUGCGUCUCGCUCUCGCACAUGCCAGCCUCACCCUCGAAGAAGACUGGCCACGUUUUGCAGAGCUUGGUGUCGACGCAGUAUACCAAUUCCAGUUCUCUCAAUUGGCUCCCAUGUGGGUCCCAGACACGUUGCGAAGCAUCGGCGAAUAUCGAAUGGACAACCUCGAUGCCUACGCGAAGAUAGAGGCAGAAGGAAGGCCUGUGAUACAUGGGAGCGACUGGCCUGUCGAUCCUCUCGACGUGUGGUUGGCCUUCAAAGCCGGGGUGACACGUCGAGGUGACCCAUCCAAUCCCAACUCCGCGGCGUCAUUCAGUGAGCUCUACAAUGGUCCAUUUCCAGGACCAGGUAUUUCCCGCGAGUCGGUUUUGAGAGCAGCCACCAUCAAUGGAGCCAAGUUUCUACGAGCAGAUGAACAGAUUGGAUCUCUGGAAGUCGGAAAGCUCGCUGAUGUUAUCGUCAUUGAGAGGAAUUUCUUUGAAGUCCCCGACGAAGAACUUGGUAGGAACAAGGUUUUGCUCACUAUGCUUGGAGGCGAAGUUGUAUAUCUCGAGGACGGGGCUCAAUCUACCUUUGGCAGGAGCAUUACACCCAAGUUUCCCAAUGACAAUUCGGUUGCGGAGAGGAUGGCCCGGAGGAUUGUAGGCGGCGUUCAUGGAGAAGAGCUGGAUGUUCAUGCUAAAGCUGAGAUUGCCAGAAUAAGGAAGCGGCAGGGAUGCGGGCAUGGACAUGUCCACUAG
Messenger RNA from Colletotrichum scovillei, 2019 nucleotides. Its product is annotated as amidohydrolase 3. The transcript is spliced from 2 exons. Gene Ontology annotation, molecular function: hydrolase activity, acting on carbon-nitrogen (but not peptide) bonds. The coding region runs from base 1 to 2019 and encodes 672 amino acids. The record is from RefSeq and is a predicted model, not a curated record. NCBI's taxonomy places the organism in Eukaryota, Fungi, Ascomycota, Sordariomycetes, Glomerellales, Glomerellaceae.